AUGGACUGGUUCCACUGUAACCAGUGCUUCACAAGGAAAGGGUCAUCGUUUGCUGUGUCCAGCUGUGGCCACAUCUCCUGUGAGGCAUGCAUCAAAUCUAAGCAGUGCAGUGUGUGUGGGGCCAGCUGCAGUUAUCUGCCCAUCACUGAUGAGAUGAAACCACAGGAAAAAGUCUUUUUCAAGGACCCAACAAAUCUGAUCCAGCCACGACUGCAGCACAUAUCACAGAUUGUUCAUUUCCAGUGGACACAGAUGGAAAGAGUCACGACGCACUUCAAGCACAAGUCUGUUGAAUUGGAAAGGCGCCUGAAGGAGGUCUCUGAGCAGGGCUACAGGCAACUGACCGAGCUGAAAAGAGAGAACGCUGCCUUAAAAAAGCAGCUUUCUGAGCUGAAAAGAGAAACUGCCGAAUUAAAGAAGCCACUUUCUCAGAGGAGGGUUUCUCCAGGACAAUUUCAUACAGAUGGCACUCAAAGGAUGACACUCCCUGUGGCUGUCACCUCCCCGGUUACACCUCGGUCAAGAGCCAACAGUCACUUUGGCUCAGCAGAGUCUCAGGGGUGGACCAGAGGCCGAGGUCCCAGUCUCUCCUCUCUCACUACUCCUGGAUCAGCCACUUCUAUUUCCAGCAACAGUUCUCUUCAUGACCAUGUACGCAGAACACCUACAUCCUUCAGCACUUCAACAAGGAGUCGUUAG
Messenger RNA from Platichthys flesus (European flounder), 699 nucleotides. RefSeq names its product RING finger protein 212B-like. Gene Ontology annotation, molecular function: SUMO transferase activity. Lineage: Eukaryota; Metazoa; Chordata; Actinopteri; Pleuronectiformes; Pleuronectidae. Gene Ontology annotation, biological process: reciprocal meiotic recombination; protein sumoylation; homologous chromosome pairing at meiosis. The transcript has 12 exons. The record is from RefSeq and is a predicted model, not a curated record. Gene Ontology annotation, cellular component: synaptonemal complex. Bases 1 to 699 code for a protein of 232 amino acids.